Molecule: messenger RNA, 780 nt
Organism: Syzygium oleosum
Lineage: Eukaryota; Viridiplantae; Streptophyta; Magnoliopsida; Myrtales; Myrtaceae
Product: deoxypodophyllotoxin synthase-like
Exons: 3
Coding region: 163-780 (205 amino acids)
Molecular function (GO): dioxygenase activity
Source: RefSeq, a predicted model, not a curated record
AAAUAACAAAAUGUUGUUUGGUGAGCAAGAACAUUUCAUCAGCUCCCCUAUAAAAGGAUAGCGAACCAUUCAUCGCCCCCUCAAAGAAUUCCAGGUGGACGGAGGAGCUAGAAAGUAGAAAUGGCGUCCAAGGUUCCCGUGAUAGUUUUCUCAGAGUGAAGUAUGGAACCCGGGACCAAGUCGUGGGUGAGAGUCAGUGAUGAGAUUGUGCAGGCCCUUGAACAUCACGGGUGCUUCGUCGCCGAGCACGAGGGUUUCCCUCGGGAGCUUCGCGACGCAAUCUUCGGCGUCGCGAAGGAGCUCUUCGAUCUCCCCCACGAGACCAAGGUUCGAAACCCCAACAGUGCGCACUCGAAUGGUUACAUAGCCAAAGUUCCCAGGACUGCUUUGCUUGAAGGUCUGAACAUUGAUGGUGCUGAGAAACUCGACGCUUGUGAGAACUUCAUGACUCUCAUGUGGCCCUCUAGGAAUGCUCGCUUCUGCAAAACUGCUCAUUCCUACGCUAGGGCGAUGGCUGAAUUGGAGAAAGUGGUGACGAGGAUGGUGUUCGAAGGCUACGGCGCGGGGGAAUACUGCGACACCCACGCCGAGUCCACCACAUACUUCCUGCGUUUCUUGAAGUACAAGAAACCCGGCGAGAACGAGGGCGACACAUUUCCGCCCGCCCACACGGACAAGACCUUCCUGUCCAUACUGUAUCAGAACAAUGUGAGGGGCUUGGAGUGUUGGGAAUCGAGCACCGAUUCUAGAAAAAUAACCCAAACAAACGAUCCUCACUAG